AUGGCUAUAACCAGUCGAGCCCCAUACCAUGGGGUACGUAACACCGUUCGGAUGCUGGUGAAGGACAGCGAAGGAGGAGCACCCAUGGAUCGGGCCUUCUUCAUCAAGCGGAUCCUGUUGAAGGCGUGUGGAUUUGAAACGGAGGAGAUCUAUUCUCUGCAAGAUUUCCCCAGUGCUGGAUUUUUCGAUGUGACUUUCAAGCAUGCGGCAGCUUGCGUCAAGUUCCUGAAGAUUCACACUGAUGUGAAGAAUGAGGAAGUCUCUGCUCCAGAGAUUGCUGGAUCUUUUUGGGCAGCUUUCUUUGAGUUCAGCAAUAACAAAUACUAUAGUGCGAUAAUGAGACUCCAUGGCUGCAUCAGCAACCCUGUCUCCAUGGCAAUUAUCCAGCUUGCCCUACUUAUUUCCACCUGCUUCAAUCAAAUACCUCGUCAAACUGUGAAUCCGCUAAUAGAGAACUCCCCAUUCAGUGCUGUGUGGAAUGCGCCCAUUGAACUGUGUGAGACCAAAUUUAGAGUUACUGUAGACCUGAGUCUUUUUGAAAUCAUCGGUAGCCCAUUAGAAACUAUUACAGGACAGCCCAUUACGAUAUUCUACCACACCAGGCUUGGUUAUUACCCAUAUUACGAUGAUUUAACUGGAGAGUCGUUUAAUGGUGGUAUUCCCCAGCUGGCACCCUUAGAUCUUCACUAUGCGAAGAUAGUAGAAGACAUUCAACACUACAUCCCUUCAAAAGUGGUUCCUGGAAUUGCAGUCAUAAACUGGGAAAACUGGAGGCCUCAGUGGAUAAGAAACUGGGACCUGAAAGAUAUUUACAGAAUAAAAUCUGUCGCGCUGGUUAAGCAACUAAACCAGUCGUUAAAUAUGAGUGACAUGAUUGUGAUUGCCAAGAAUGAAUUUGAAGAGCAGGCAAAAGACCUAAUGUUAAAAACUUUAAAAUUAGGGAAGUUAUUAAGACCAAACAACCUCUGGGGUUUUUACUUAUAUCCAGAUUGUUACAAUUACAACUACAAGGAUAAAACCAUUAACUACACAGGGAGUUGUCCUGACAUUGAAGUAGCAAGAAAUAAUGAGCUUCUCUGGCUGUGGAAUGAAAGCACAGCAUUGUUUCCUUCCAUCUACCUGCAGACAAUGCUGCAGGCUUCAGUCGCUGCAGCUAAGUUUGUGCGUCACCGUGUUCAGGAAGCAAAGCGGGUCGCGUUGCUUUCCAGUCAGAAAUACACACCGCCUCUGUACGUUUACACCCGGCCAGUGUUCACCGAUGCUGCUACCGAAUACCUGUCUGAGAUUGAUCUUGUUCAUACAAUUGGGGAAAGUGCUGCUCUGGGAACAGCUGGAUUCAUUAUUUGGGGCAGUUUAAGUAUGACUGAAACAGAGAAAGCUGCCAUACAGAGAUUGGGUGUUACUUCACAAGUUUUCAGGCCGUCAAGAACUGUGCAGGUCAGCAUGCUCCUGAGGCCUUCAGUUGGGUACUGCCAAAUCGGACGUAAGUAGGCCACGCCCCUGUUUUACAGCACCAACUUCCGUAAAUC
This is a messenger RNA of Carcharodon carcharias (great white shark), 1529 nucleotides long. RefSeq names its product hyaluronidase-5-like. Gene Ontology annotation, biological process: carbohydrate metabolic process; hyaluronan catabolic process. The transcript is spliced from 6 exons. Gene Ontology annotation, cellular component: acrosomal vesicle. Gene Ontology annotation, molecular function: hyalurononglucosaminidase activity. The coding region runs from base 1 to 1491 and encodes 496 amino acids. NCBI's taxonomy places the organism in Eukaryota, Metazoa, Chordata, Chondrichthyes, Lamniformes, Lamnidae. The record is from RefSeq and is a predicted model, not a curated record.